Molecule: messenger RNA, 1086 nt
Organism: Raphanus sativus (radish)
Lineage: Eukaryota; Viridiplantae; Streptophyta; Magnoliopsida; Brassicales; Brassicaceae
Product: stromal cell-derived factor 2-like protein
Exons: 6
Coding region: 257-916 (219 amino acids)
Source: RefSeq, a predicted model, not a curated record
GAGAAGACAGACGACCGAGAGAGAACCCAACACAUUCAAUUUGUCUCCGGCGAGAUCUCAUUUCUGAUCCUUCACGGUGGCGUCGACGUCAGGGCAACAACAAGAAGGUCUCUCAAGAAGGAAGCCUCCAUCAUCAUCAUCAUCAUCAUCUCCUCCUUCCUCUGAUUCGCCUCUACUACGAACUCCCUCGGCGAGGAAAGCGAGCCCCGAGUUUCCUUUUUAUCAGCAGAACUGGUUCAUCGCUCUCCUCUUCCUGAUGGCUAUGGGAUUCUUCUGCCUCGCUCUCUUCCUUUACCUCAGCCUUGAUCCCGAUUCCGGCUACACCUCUGCCUCCGCCGCAGCGCCUUCCGGUAAAGAAGGUGUCCAGGUAAGUUAUGGGAGUGCGAUAAAGCUGAUGCACGAGAAGACGAAGUUUCGUCUGCAUUCUCACGAUGUGCCUUAUGGAUCCGGCAGUGGUCAGCAGUCUGUUACUGGCUUCCCUGGCGUCACUGAUUCCAACAGCUACUGGAUUGUAAAACCUGUGCCUGGGACAAAAGCGAAGCAAGGUGAUGCCAUCAAGAAUGGAGAAACCAUUAGAUUGCAGCACAUGAAGACCAGAAAAUGGCUCCACAGUCACCUACAUGCCUCCCCUAUCUCUGGAAACUUAGAGGUUAGCUGCUUUGGAGAUGAUUCAAAUUCCGAUACUGGGGAUCACUGGAAGCUUACAAUCGAAGGUAGUGGAAAGAUAUGGAAACAAGACCAAAGAGUCCGUCUUCAACACAUUGACACUAGUGGCUACCUCCAUAGCCACGACAAGAAGUACCAACGCAUUGCCGGUGGUCAGCAAGAGGUCUGUGGAAUCCGGGAGAAGCGGGCUGAUAAUGUUUGGUUGGCAGCAGAGGGAGUCUACCUUCCCGUUAAUGAGAGUAGCAAGUAAGGUAAAGAGUUGUGUUAACUUCUCUCGAGGACUUUGAAUCUCAUCUUUUACUCUCUAAACUCGAAAACAAGAAAAUUGCUAAUCUGCGAUUGAUGAUGAUACUGUAGUCGCGCGAAUUUACAUAUUGUUUUGCUAGGUAUUUUGCAUUAAUCUUCUUUUUUUCUUCCUUA